Messenger RNA from Dujonia railenensis, 1899 nucleotides. NCBI's taxonomy places the organism in Eukaryota, Fungi, Ascomycota, Pichiomycetes, Serinales, Debaryomycetaceae. The record is from the annotation of a GenBank genome assembly.
AUGAUAAAUAAAAAAUUGAAUCUUUCGCUUAAGCUAAACAACUCGUUUUCUUCCUUGGGUGGGGGAGACCAACCGUUUACUCCGUUGGAACAGACGAUGAAAACGCCCAUAGACCAACCCAUGUUGUUGCACACCCCACAGCAUCACCCAGGCUACCAAAACGGACAACAUAAUGGCGGCGGUAUGGACUACUUUGCCCGAAACGACUCCAAUACGUCUAUAAACAGCCACACACUCUACCAGAACCCCCACUACAACGAGUCUGAUGACAUUUUGACCGACAUUGACGAGCCACUUUUUGGCUCGUUCAAGACAACAAAAAAUUACACCGUCAACUUCAACCAAAAUUUCGAUCAGCUUUUACUCUCCACAUAUCAAUACUUCCUUGGGUUGCCUACCACUACGCCCUUUCUGGGCACUAUUCCUCCCAGUGGGCUUGUUUCCAAGGUAUCCAACGAUACCAUGAGCAAGCUCAUUCAAUCUACUUCAUCUUCCGCAUCCAACCCACCUUCAUUCGACCAUCAGAACAUUGUCUCUCAUGACUUCUUGAGAAACCACUCGUACAAGCCGAUCUUCUUGCAAUUGAUAAGGAAAAGAUUGAUCGAUUUGUGUAGCUGUCACCAGAACGGCUUGCCAUUACCACAGUCCACCAGUAUCACCAUAACUGUUACAAGUGGCGGUGGCAAUGGGAUGCCCUUCACCACCACUACUACAGCCAGCAACAGUAAUAAUGGCAUGCCACCAAACAUCAGACAGUCAUCUAUAUCGAACCUUUCGUUGACCGAGCUCAACAUCUCGAACUACAAUGCACUGAAUGGGACCAAGAACUCUGCUGUUGCUGCUGCUGCUGCCAUGGAUAACCGCUCAAGAUCCUCGUCCAUAAGCUUGCGUAAACAGUCUUUGACAAGAAACAAUUCAUACUCAGGGAACAACUGGUUGCAUGUUGGAAACCUCAACACCAUCAAGCCUGAGGCCCCCCAUCCAAAGUACUCUACUAUGCAUAACGACAAUUUGAGUACCGAUUCGUUGCAGUCAAUACAAUACUACGUUCCUCAAUCUUUCAUCAACAAGAGUGGAACGAACAACAGCACAAGCAAUAGCAAUAGUAACCUCAACAACAACAACAACAACAACAACAACAACAACAACAACAACAACAACAAUUCACUUCAUCCUUCACUUUCCAAUUCUAAUGGUUUCAAUUCUAUGAUGAUGGACUAUCAAACUCCACCUAGUUCUCAAAAGGGUUCUAUUUCUCAUCAGAUCACUCCUCCAUCAAAUUCUUCAUCGUCACAUCAAAUAUUUAAUUCCGGUAAUGAAAAUAUGGUUGAUGAUUUCAGCUUCUAUCUGAGUAGAUCCAGAUCUUCAUCGAGAGGUACCACUUUACCAAAAGCAUUGCACAUAAACACAGAUGCUGUGCACAACGCCAGUAAAAACGGAAGCUUCAGUAGCGCUAGUAGCAUCAAUGGUACUACUGACACUUUGGAUUCACCUUUCAUGUCGUCCAGUAAGACAUCCGACGAUUGUGGAUACUUCACCAACGGAUUCCCAGUGAGUCAAAACGGCAAUAUUCCUCACAGUCCUAUGUACGAUAAUGACAACUCGUCCAUCUCAUCUGCGUCAUCUACUGGAUCAUUAAGAGGCACAGGAAUUGCUACGGUUAUUAGUGGAGCCACUCCAACCUUGACUACAGUGACUAACAGUCCGGGAUCCAGCGGUUCUGGAUUAAACCCCGCAAUGAACUCUUCAUUGUCGAGUACUGGGACCAAUCCUCCUAGUGCAAGCGCAUCUACUGGAGCAGCUGCACCUGCAAACAAGGAUUCUAUCAAUUUGCCAAGUCAGUUUAGUUUAAGUGAAAAGAAGAGAGAUUCAUUGAAGUUGAAGAGAGGUAUUCACUAA